AUGGAUUACUAUCAGAGUCUUGAACUCUCACAAGAUUCGACGGCUGAGCAAAUCCGCAGGAAUUACCACCGUUUGGCGUUACGGUUCCAUCCUGACAGGGUGGGAGCUGAGGGGGCGGAGAAGUUCAAAGAAAUACAGUCGGCGUACGAGGUGCUCUCAAAUCCUCGAAAGAGGGAAAUAUACGACAAGUUUGGUGCCGCUGCUCUCGAUAGCCCUUUUGCGGAUGCGCUGAUUAUUCGACACGGAGGGUUUGUGAUCUUUUGCUUUAUAUCAGUUAUGAUAUUUAUAUUGGCCUCGAUGGUUGUUAUUUUUACUGCCUUUAUUGUCUCAUAUGUUGACGGUGGACUGGCGGCGCGUGACGUUAAUACGGUGAACGACCACAGCCGAAGCUACUGGAAUUAUAUAAAGGUAUUUGCACCGCUAUUCAUCGUUGACAUAAUUAUUGGGAUUCCAACGUUAGUUGGCCUUAUUGUGGCGAUUGCCAGUUUUCGGAUAGAUGCUUUCCUAUGGAUGCUGAUCGUCUUGUGUCUCAUUCUAGUUAGUAUUUUUGUGCCUGUGGCCAAAAACGCAAACGACAUGACAUCGUUGCGUGGUGGCAAUGCAUUUUAUGUGUGGCGUCGCUGGCUUGCACCACUGUACAUUGCGAUGGCAUUGCACAUUAUCCUCUGCUUCACUGCAAAGCUCCCGACGAGAAAGAUGUAUGAAGACCUAAAAGCAAAAGGAACUGAGAAGUUGUGGGGAUACCUUAAGUUUUCCUUUGUCUUGGCAAUCUUGCGUGGCUUGUCCCUUGUGGCAUUCAGCGCUCUUAUCGCUUGCCGUGCUGACGAGGUCAUCACGACAAAUUACUUUGUGGUUUUGGCCAUGCCAUUCUACGCCUUUGGGGCCCUGGCUCUUAUUGAAGCGGUGGGGUACCAAAUUGUCAUUCAGCGGACGCAAAAAAAGUUGCAAUCCAGUUGCUGUGCCUACGUCGGGCUGACUUUUUUUGCGGCUGUUGUUGCUAUUGCGCUUGUCUCGAUUUCCUUGGUAGCCAAGCGGCUAAACGACUUGGACAGUGUCCGUAACGGGGGUACGGGAAAGGUACUUUCACUGACUUUGGCCCUCAUUCCUGUGUAUAUUCUCCUUGCCUUCGCCUUCCUUAUGGUGUUGUUUCUUUUGUGCGUCAUGUGUGGUUUACAGGAUCCCCAGUGCGCCGGGUGUUACUACCCUCCCCACAGUAAAGAGGAGGGGGAGGAGCGUGAGGGGCACCAAGAGAGUGAAGCGGUUUCCGGUGAUGAACACGAGCGUAGUCGUGGAAAUGAAGCGUGUGAACAGGCGGGCAGAAAAGAUGGCUGUCGAAAUGACUCUGGAGAUGGCAAUGUGCAGCAGGGAGGUCAUAAUACGCCAGUGGGCACCAAUGACCAGAGUCUCUUGCCUUCUUUCCCUCAGAAGAGGCUCUCGGACGUUGACUAA
Messenger RNA from Trypanosoma rangeli, 1449 nucleotides. RefSeq names its product DnaJ chaperone protein. Lineage: Eukaryota; Euglenozoa; Kinetoplastea; Trypanosomatida; Trypanosomatidae. The transcript has a single exon. The record is from RefSeq and is a predicted model, not a curated record. Bases 1 to 1449 code for a protein of 482 amino acids.